Molecule: messenger RNA, 4376 nt
Organism: Calidris pugnax (ruff)
Lineage: Eukaryota; Metazoa; Chordata; Aves; Charadriiformes; Scolopacidae
Exons: 5
Coding region: 1-1482 (493 amino acids)
Biological process (GO): protein dephosphorylation; negative regulation of MAPK cascade
Cellular component (GO): cytoplasm
Molecular function (GO): protein tyrosine/threonine phosphatase activity; MAP kinase tyrosine/serine/threonine phosphatase activity
Source: RefSeq, a predicted model, not a curated record
AUGUGCACCGCCACGCUUCCUACUGAAACUACGUCUCCCAGGCUGCCCCUCCAUCGGGAGGGGUGCUUGGGGGAGACGGGGGCAGCCGCCAGCCCCCGGGCCCAGCCGACCCCGGCAUCCUACGGUAAAGCGCGGGGGCGGGACGGGGGACGGGAAACUUUGCGGAAGGGCCCUGCGCGAUGCGGGUCGGGGGGCGGGCUGCGGGAGAGCGAGGGGCCUCUGGGAAACUCCGGUGGGAAAGGGGCGGAGGGAAGAGGUCUUGGCAGGAUGGAGCCAGGGGAGAAGCAGCCCAAGGAUUUCAGAAGUGUCACGCUGCUGGGCAAAAGAUGUCCCCCAAAGAAGAUUGGCAUUACAGGCCUAAUUGUGAAGCACCUCCAGAAGACCUUCCAGAGGCCCAUUGCUUUACAGCUCUCUUCUCCCAUGGCUCUCUCUCAGUGCUGUGCAGGCUCUUGUCCAAACUUGGCGAUGAGUAAAAGUGAAGGGCACGAAGAGAAGGGUGGGGAUGUGGUGUCCAUAGUGAUGCAGCCCGGCAGCACACACCAGUCACUCUGCUCAGGGCCAUCAGGAAGAGAAGACCACCGGUGCAGCGAAUCAGCACCCCAGGGCUGGCAGAGGUGUCUGCAGGUCCAGAUAGAAGAAGCAGAGAGUAGAGGGGCAGCCCACAACCUGGGGUCUCUGGCACAGGCAUCCCAUUCUUGUGCCCUCAGAUCUAGUCCCACCCCUGCUCCUCCUCUGCUUUGUCCAGCAGACGCUACUUCCAAGGCCAAACUCUCCAAUUGCUUCUCCAUCUUCUCACCAUUGUCGCAGAGCUCCAAGCCUGAUUCCAGCCCCCUGCCUUAUGCCAACUCCAACAAGUCCCUUAGGGGGAGCUGGAAGAAGAACCUGCAUCCUGAGGAGCCCACCAGUCCGAAACCGGGAGAUCCUGCAUGUUCCCCUUUCACGGGGCCCAUCAUCACUCGGAUAACUGAUGGCAUCUACCUGGGUAACCUCAACGCUGCCUACAGUGGGCGGGCACUGUGCACCAACAGCAUUGACAGCAUCAUUGACAUGAGCAGCCUGCCCAGUGACUGCAGCCUGAGCAUCAUACCCUGCACGUGCCGACGGGGAGAGUUCAGGCACAGCUGGUCACGCCUCAAGGUCGAUAUCCAGCCUCUGCUUCAUGGGGAUUGUCACAAAAAGGGGCAGCCCUGCUUCCGGGACAUCAAUGAGUGCAUUGAAGCCUCACUGGAGAAAGGGAAGCGUGUCCUCAUCCACUGCAGGGAUGGUUACUCUCUAGGUCCUACUUGUGUCAUUCAGUACCUCAUGGUCAAGCACAGCAUGAGGCUGCUGGCAGCCUAUGAGUUCGUGAGGGCACGGUACCCCCUGAACAUCCAGGAGUGUCAUCAGGACCUGCUGGUGGGCUUGGAGAUGUCCCUGCAGCCUGGGGCUAUCAACAUCACAUGUCUGAAGCACUCGCUUUCAAGGAAGAUGGCGUGGAGCUAAAUGGACAGGGUGGCUGUGUUGUUUUGUCAGCAGCCUUAAAGAGGAAAAGCCAAAAGCCUUAACUCCAUCUCCUGGGUGAAUGAGGUGACUGUAGCUGUGGGUAUGUAGGACAACACUAGCACAAGAUGCAAAGGCAAUGCCCUUAUUUUGUUCCUAGAGGCUGGUGCCAGCAGAAGUAGAGCGUGGGGAGCUCUUUUAGGGAUACACUGGAGGGAGAGGGAGAGCUCUGGGCAGGACAGGAGCCAUGUGCUUUGCUUUGGUCUGAUGGGAUUUUGGGAAAGCAAAGGGAAGUCAGACACUGGUUUGCUCAGUGGUCCUGCCUCGGCUUUUACCAUGAGCUCAGCUGCUGCUGAGUAGAAGGCUUGUUUUUUUGCUAACAGUGUCAUCCUUGGAAGUAAGACGUAAUGUCACCUGGUGUCGUAUCACUCCAUAGUGCCUGUCCACUUGAUGCUUGUAGGAUGGUGAAGAGGAGGGAAGGUGUAAGGGUGUAGGAGAUGGCCAUGAGGGAGAGCUUGCAUGGAUCUAUCAGCCUAGUCCUGCCAACAUGUGGUGGUUCCCUGGAGAAGCCUAGCCUGUCCCAGAAGUGCCACAUCUGAGUCUCUCUAAAGCACAGGGCAGAACCUCCUGUACAUGCCAAGUCUUUCCUCUCUCUGUCCUCGUGGGAUGGUGAAAGUGCUGUGGGAAUGGUGGGGCAGAGUCAUGGCACAUUCCUCUAGCGUGAGUGGAGGAGAACGAGGGCAGGGAACAAGGUCAUCUGCUUCACAGGAGAGGUACCCAAGUGUGAACAGUGUGUUCACUCCCAGGCCCUGUGCUUGAUACUUCAUAUUCAUGGAGCUGAGGACCUCUCUGAAGGAGUUGCCUGGGGCUUCCUUUUGUCUUCCUUCAGCUUUUGUGCAAGGAACUUUUUCAUUCAUCACUCAAACACUUGCACUACUUCCUUUGGAAAACUCUCUCUUUCUUAACGUUAACCAUAGCUCCUACUUUGGGAUGUUUUUGUUUUUCUCUUCUUUCUGGUCCUCUCUGUUUUUUGUCCUCAUGAUGUUUUAGGUCUGGAGCCUCUUUCUUUGUUUUGUUUUGGUUUUUUUGUUGUUGUUUUUGUUUGUUUGUUUGUUUGUUUUUUCAGAGAGCUGCCCUACAGCUUAACCUCUGUGCAAGGCAGCUCCAGCAAAAGCCUUAUGCAGACUCAGGCUCAACCUGUUGGCCCAAAGUGGGGUUGUUUACCUGGCGUGCAGAUGCCAAUAUUUGGGACAACAAACCUGCUCACCUUGUUACCACACCUCACCAUCCAUUCCUUCUGUAUCCUACAAACACAUCUGUUUUAGCCAAAUUUUGAUCAUGGAACUUCUUUAUUUGAACUUCUUUAUUCAAGUAUUUCUGGCCAACACUUCCCUAUCACAAGGUGGUAACCAAAACCUUGAACUCAGAGCAAAUCUCUUUUGCUGUACUGCAUGCCUGAGCUCCAGGAGGCUCAGAAAACCUUCAUUUCACAGGGCUGAAGGAAACUUCUUGGGUGUGGGAAAUUUUUGAAUGUAUAACCCUCCCAGUAUUGAUCCCUUCACCAAAAGCUGAGAUGCUCUUUGAAGGACGAAUGGGGCAGCAGUGGCUGGAAUGCAUGUAAAUGCAUAGGGACCUAAAGAAAAUGGCUGUAGAGGCUUUGAAAAUAAUAAUAAAAAGCCAGUUUAACUCUCGAGUCAACCAUGGCUUAUGGAGUUGGCAAUCAGAGGAGAAGGGAAGCAGCUAAGCUGUCUGGGUGAUUUCUGCUGUUGGCUGUUGAAGGUGGCUGCUGUCUGUCUGCAAGCGUGCUUGCUUUGGUCUCUGGUUUUUUUCUGUUUUCUGAAAAACUGGCAUUAGUUGGGACAAGCAGAUGUUCCUCCUGCCAAACUGUCUGUUUUUUGCUGAAGUCCAGAUGGGAGAUGGGUGGUGGGUGCAGUGGUGCCUCUACUAAUGGGUCUUCCCCUGCGGCUACAGUGAGGGGUGCUUCUUGGGAGGGCAGAAGCUGCUGGAGUUUUAACCUCCACAUUUACUUGGUGUGCCUGGAGCUGCAGACCCUGUUUCCAUUAGAGCUCACUGUCCUGGGGACAUGGAUGUACAGGAGGUGAGUGAAGAGGAGGGCUGGAUCAGGUCGAUCCUUGUUACAGCUCUUCUCGAGCCCAGAUACUUCACUAGGUGCUGACCCACAGCCAUUGCAAUGGGAUUCCAGAUGAGGGCAAAACCAGCCAAAACCUCUGCUGAACUGCACCUUCACUGUGCAUUUCCAGGAGUCUCACGGUGGAUUUGCAAGGGGGUGUCUCAGAUCUAUAGGCCAGCAUACAUUGACACCAAGAUGUUCUCUACCCAAACCAUCUACCUCCUGACAUUUCAGAGGGACAAAUCCUGAGCAGGCCCAGCCUCGUCCACACCAGGGGUUUCUCCUCUGCUGUCUAUGGGGGCAAACCCCUGCAAGACACCAGCCCUGUCUCAAGGACUUGCUCUUCCUUCACCAGUGUCUGCAGCAUUACUUGCAUGAUGCUAAAGGUGGUGAAACAGGAAGCCUGCAGGAGCAGAUUUGCUGCUAUCUAUAUAACCUCUGAGAGGCGCCUGGAAAAUACUGUCAGGGCCACAUCUGAAUCAGCCUAAAAAUCCCCGGCUGGAAGAGGAGGGAGCGCCUCGGCGGGGGGAGGAGGGAAGGAGCUGUUUGGCCUCCUGUCUCCAUGGGAUCCCCUACACACACACACACACACUACGUGUGGUGUGACUGGGCUGGUGAAUAUUUCCAGCUACAUUUCCACCUGCUUUUCCCUCAGACUGGUGGAGAUACAGAUCUGGGGCAUCCCACAGCAGACGUGGGGGAUCACCUUCCUUGUUGGUAGCUUGGGGCUGCUCCCUCAUGCUCUGCUGCCUCUCCCCAGCCCUUG